AUGUAUUAAUAUCAUAUAUUACGUAUUAGUGUAUUAUUUUACGGUAUAAAACAAUUUUAUUACUGUAAACACGAUGGGAGGCGGAGACUUGAAUUUGAGAAAGUCAUGGCAUCCGUGUACUAUGAAGAACAUCGAGAAAGUAAGGAAGGCAGAGCAGCAAAAUGAUCAAGAGAAUAAGCGAAUAGCAGAAUUGAAAAAGGAAAUCGAAAUGGAGAAAGAUUUGGAAGACAUAAAGAAAUAUGCUAUAGAGCAAGGUGUAAUAGAGAAAAAGGAUGAUACGAAAUUAGACUGGAUGUAUAAGGGACCAAAUCAAGCGGUUAAUAGAGAGGAGUAUUUGUUAGGAAGACCAGUUGACAAGGCUUUUGAGCAAAUGCAGCAGGCAGAAAAAGAUUCAGAGAUGAAUAGAAUGCCAAAAAAUCAUGUUGAAUAUGAAUGCAUUCCACCAUCAUUGCGAUUUUUCUCUGGUAGCGAACAAGUUGAUUUGGCUAGAAAGAUACAAGAAGAUCCUUUAUACGCUAUAAAGAAAAAAGAAAUGGAAACUAGGAAUCAACUUUUGAAAAAUCCUGUUAAAUUAAAGCAACUCAAGGAAUUGCUCGAUCAACAAUCAUCCAAAGAUAAAAGUGAAAAGAAGAAAAAGAAGAAGUUAAAGGAGAGGGAUAGUAGCGAGGAUGAAGCUAAGUUGGAUAUUUUAUUAGCCACUAAGUAUAAACAAUUGAAAGACGAUAUCAGUGAAAAGGAUUUGCUAAAAUCCAUGAAGAAAAUGAAACAUAAACGAGUGAAAAAGUCAAAGAAACAUCGUGAUUCUGACAGCGAAGAAACAGAUAGUAAUGAUGACAUUUAUGUUAAAGAAAAACGACACAAACGAAGAAAACAAAAGAAAAAUAGAAGUGAUAGUGAUAACAGUACUGAUAGUGAUAAUAGCAAAAACAUCACUAAAUGUGAAACAGAAAAUAAAGAAUAUAAUAGGAAAUAUUUGAGAAACGAUACAAAAUUAGAUGAUAUCAAGAAACAAGAUAGGAAAAGAAAAUUGAGUGAAGAUAGAAAUUCAAAGUAUGAAAGAAGCCAAAAGUAUAGAGAAGAUAAGAACGAGAAACGGCAAUAUGAUAGUAAACAAAGAGAUUACUCAAGAAAUAAAUACAAUGAUAGAAGAAGAUAUUCAGUGGAGAAAGAAACAACAACAUUUAAUAGCGGAAGGACAUCAGCCAUUAAAUCUACCUCAAAUACCGAUCACAUUAAAUUUAAGGAUAGAAAAGAAGAUAAAUAUAGGUUGAAAGCAAGAUCAAGUCUUACUGAAGAGGAAAAGGAACAACGGCGAAAAGAGAUGAUGGCAAACGCAGUGUGGCGUGAUAAAGAAAGAGAGAAAAACGUGAAAAUGUAUCGUGAACAAGAGAAGAAGGAAGAGCAAAAUAUUACAUUAAAUAACAAGGAUUUUAUCAGAAAACAAUUGGUUGUCGCAACAGAAGUGGGUACCGUCGCGUCUAGAAUCAAGGCUAACAUUAACAAUAUACAACGUUCCGGACGAGCAAUGGAUACAAAUUUCGCUAAAAGAUGAUUUUUAUCUUCAAUUAUAUAUAUACUUUGUACAAUUACAUAGUGUAAUAAGAAGUCUUUAUGUAAAAAUUUGACAUAAAUGUAAAAAUAUUUAUAUUUAAUUAA
Cyphomyrmex costatus is the source of this 1656-nucleotide messenger RNA. RefSeq names its product CWC25 spliceosome associated protein homolog. The record is from RefSeq and is a predicted model, not a curated record. Lineage: Eukaryota; Metazoa; Arthropoda; Insecta; Hymenoptera; Formicidae. Gene Ontology annotation, biological process: mRNA splicing, via spliceosome. Bases 74 to 1552 code for a protein of 492 amino acids. Gene Ontology annotation, cellular component: U2-type spliceosomal complex. The transcript is spliced from 6 exons.